UCCAACGACGACUGCGGCUGCGACGAUCCGGGAAUCGAAAGUGCGUGCACCUAAUUUUUAGAAAAGAUAGGCGUGAUCGUGAAAUAAUCACUGACUGUUAGAAAAGGGAAACCUUUCCGGAUUUCGUGUCCCUUCGAACGGGCCAAACUUCGAGGAUUCUACUGCGUGUGAAGAAAAGGACUGUCCAACAGUGAUCAAACUAGCACCCGAAGUGUAGAGCAGUUUCAUCUGUGUGCCAAAGGUGUGCGUGUCGAACGGCUAGUGCGAAGCUGUAUCGUCACGAAUAGUUAAAGGAAUGAUAUUGGGUGUAAGUUCCUGAAGGAGGAAAAAGAGAAGGAUUGGAGCAGAAGCAGCAGCAGUGAUCAGCCUAGUGACCGGGAUCACGUAUCGAAGGAAACGAGCGCGCUAAGCAAACGGGUAGCCGAAACGCAGCAACCCGUGGUGUGUUGUGCGUCUACAGCAGCGCAGUUCGACCCAACAGGUUUGCUCGAACGUACGCCACGACGACCCUGAAAGUUGUUCACGCGAGCCGAUCGCGCUUCCACAUCCGCCACACUUGUUCUACUCGCAAGCAGCGAAAGAACGAAUACAUCGAGCGAGUUGGGAAUUCGUGGCGAAACGAUCCCAACACGUUAAGAACACGAUAAAGGAAAAAUCAGACAUCAGCCCAGCCCAUUACCGACUAGAUCGUAGCAAAGGCCCGAAAGUGGUGGGACAGGUGGAUUCCAUCCAUUUUCCACCUUGGGAAGAUUGGAUUUCGUAGCGAAAAGCCUUUUUUCGCAAGAGUGGAAAACGCAACAGUAUCUGUAAAAUGAUUCCAUCCUUAUUCUGACGGCGGUCAUUUGGGAUCUUGUGUGGUGAGGACAGUGGAAAUACUACGUACGAUCAGAAGAGAGGUUAAAUCGUCAAAAUUUUACUCUCGAUCAUCCUAUCAAUCCGUUGCACAUCGCUAAGAAGGGUGUCGCCCCAUUCCUUGGUUCACAACAACGGAUCGAUCCUCGUAGCUGGUUUACUCCAGGCACCAUCGACCGCACCGUGUUACGAGGGAUAACGGCUAGUACGGUGCGUGCUCGGUUGGAAGGCAAGGUGGUGCGACGAGCAGAAGCUUUCUACACGCUUCAGCGCUCCGGAGUUUCCUCCUUACGCAAGUGACGGUUCAAUCUUAUUCCAUUUAGAGCUUAAAACAAGGGCAGAGUGUUUCACAAUCGAAAUAUAUAUAGUUAAUCAUGUGAUACACGUGUGUGAAAUCAUAUAAGCUAAAAGUAGACAUAUUAAGCGCGAAAAGUGUUGUGUCUGCAGCGGCAAAGUUUAACGGCCAAAUUUGUGCUGUGUAUAUGUGUGUAGUUUUAAAAAGUUAUAUCUACCAGUUAUUACUCUCGGUUACACGUAGGCUACACAUUUCCAUUAUUGAUAAGCAAAAGUUCAGUUGUGUAGAAAGUAAGUAGCAUUAGCGGAAUUCGUUUGGUGCAUACGUAAGGGACCCAUAGUGAUAGAGUUGUUUAUCAUUGGUGCACAUAUCCAACGUCUGGAAGUAGGAAGUUGAACCGAAAGUUUGGGUUCGGCAUAGUGGAAUUAAAACGAAAAAGGAAUCCGAUAGUUGUUCCGUACGUGGCAGAAAAGUAGAUUCACCAAAAGACGACGGUGUGGUUUUUGUGCUCGUAUUCUUACGGACCAAGGGGGAAAUCAUUUCCCUCGGCGUGCUAGCAAAGGGCACACUAUGGAUCCGGCUGUCGCAUGGUACCAGGAGGAGCAGGAAGGUCCAUCGAUGGCCGUCUGGCUGCGAAUCUGGGAAACGAACUCUGAACUGUACUCGCUGAACGCCAACUACGGCCCGGGCAGCAACGGUGGAAGUGGACCGGAGGGCCCCAAGGGUCCCCGAGGAAGCGCCGGUGGUGGUGCAGGCGAGCAAAACAACAACAACAACAACAACAGCAAUCUUCAGCAAACGUCCCCCACCGGUGUGGAAGGAAACGGUAAAACGAUCGGCAACAGUAACGCUAGCACCGGCCCUCCAAACGCCGGCGGUGGUGGUAACGCAGCCCUCGCAACCAGUGGCAGUAACGCACCCGUAAUGGCGGGUGGCGGAAACGGAACCAACCAGAGCACCACCACUGCCAACAACGGGAGCAAUAGUAGUAGCAACACCAACAACAAUAUCAACAUCACCAGCAGUGGUGCGAACGGAGGCGAGAUGAUAACGAGUGGUGGUACCGGUGCGGGCGGCAAUGGAGGCCCGAAUGGGGCCGGCAAGGGUGGCAGCGGGGGCGGUCUAGUCAGCAGCGAGAAGAACUACAAUCCGGUGCGCAAGAAACUGGGCAGUAUGAUGACCGACAACAAGGCCAGCACAUUUAACAUGAACAAGCAGCAGCAUCGACUGAUCGGCGUGCACGGCGGAUGUCCCUGGCGGCCGCCGGGCUUCAAGUACGGUCGAGGCAUUGUCGGAUUACACCAAGAAAUAGAACAGUUCUUUGCACACAUGAUCCCAACCCCAACCGAACACAGCCUACGGGUAAUGGUUGUGAACCGGAUAGAACAGAUCGUGCUGAAUCUCUGGCCAUCGGCUCGCGUAGAGAUGUUCGGCUCUUUCCGCACCGGGCUUUACUUACCAACGAGCGAUAUCGACUUGGUUGUGAUCGGACAGUGGGAAAAGCUGCCCCUCCGGACGCUCGAAAUGGAGCUGAUCAACCAGGGCAUCGCGGAAACGAACUCCGUCCGGGUGUUGGACAAAGCGUCCGUGCCAAUCGUGAAGCUGACCGACCGGCAGACGCAGGUCAAGGUGGACAUUUCGUUCAACAUGGAAUCGGGUGUGCAGUCGGCGAAGUUGAUCAAGGGCUACAAGCGCGACUAUCCGGUGCUGGAGAAGCUGGUGCUAGUGCUGAAGCAGUUUCUGCUGCAGCGCGACCUUAACGAGGUGUUCACCGGUGGUAUCUCGUCCUACUCGUUGAUCCUGAUGUGCAUCAGCUUCCUGCAGCAGCAUCACCGGAAGCCGAACAGCUUUUCCAAUCUCGGUGUGCUGCUGAUCGAGUUCUUCGAGCUUUACGGGCGCAAGUUUAACUAUAUGAAAAUCGGAAUAAGCGUGAAAACGGGACGAUACAUACCGAAGGAGGAACUGCAGCGUGAAAUGAUCGAUGGCCAUCGGCCGAGCUUGCUGUGCAUAGAGGAUCCAUUGACUCCUGGCAAUGACAUUGGGCGUUCAUCAUAUGGUGCACUACACGUGAAGCAAGCUUUUGAGUACGCCUAUAUCGUACUUAUGCAAGCCGUGCUGCCGAUAGACAAGAAUCUGAAUGACUGUAACCGCCAGAGUAUACUCGGCCGGAUAAUACGCGUGACGGACGAGGUGAUCGAGUAUCGCAAGUGGAUACGGGACACUUUCGAGGGAAGACUGAUUCGGCAACCGGCAACCAACAACAGCUUACCACUGUCAACGACGGUGCUCAUUAGUGACCAGCACUACCUACCGAUUCUACAACAGCAGCAACAACAAAACACACGCCAUUUACCUCAGCAACAGCAGCAGCAGCCACAGCAGCAGGUUCUCCACCACCAGCAGCAACAUGCCCCGUACACCCGAGUCUACUACACCCGAAGACCGAGCACAUCAAGCGUAGAACUGUCCGAGGAGAGUAUGGACAGCGAUGGGGGUGGUGACGGCUGCAACAACUGCAGGGUGGUCCGUGAUACCUCGCCGUCGUCCGGCUUGACCCAGUCGCCCCCGGGUGAACUGUACGACGUGCAAGGAGGCACACAGAACGUUACCGGCCCAACGAUCAUGAUGGUGCCGGCCCAUCUGGCCUCCACAGCAUCCCAUUCACACGACAUGCUGAUAGAGGAGAACAACAUGCUCAACAUGGCCCACCACCAGCAGCAGCAGCACCACCAGCACCAGCAGCACCCGCCCCAACAGCAACAGCAACAGCAGCAGCAACAACUGUCCGAUCCUAACGCAAUCGGCGACAGUCAGGUGAUCAACUACAACAACAUGAACAAUCGUCGCGUAAUUCUACCGUCGCCUAAUCAGCAGUCGAACCAGCACCACCAACCGACUGUCGGCGGAAAGGGUGGUGGCGGUGGUGGUGGUCCGUACAAUCGUGCCAGCGCGGAACGCCUCCUCACGAAAAGUGCAAGCGGGAACGGUUUGAUGGUGAACAGCAGCCAGAACAAUAGUAAUAAUAAUGAUAACAAUAUUCACGGCAAUAGUGGGACACAACACCUAAGUACCACCGCCCACCACCUCCACUCGAGCAGCGGUCUGGUGCGGCACAAUAGUAGUAAACAUCGCCACCGAUCGGCGAUGCAUGGCGUGGUCGUCGGUCCCAGCUCUUACCAAUCGAUGGCAGGAGGCUGUGGGGGUGGUGGUGAUGGGAACGUCCUGAGUAGUUUUAACAACAAUAGCAUGCAUAGCAGCAGUAGCAAUCGAAAUAGUUCAGCCGACAUGAUUUUACAGGACGAAAAUAGUCUGCUCAGCGAACCGACGAUGGGCGCGACGAAACUGCUGCCUGCCGGGGUAGGCUCGAAUGUGAUCAUGCUAACUGGAGCCACUAACCGGAAUAGUAGUGCUGGUGUUGUGCUGGGCUCGGCCGGUAAUCUGAAGUUCCACAUAGCCGACGAUGAUGGUAGGUGUGGAAUUAGGAGUAGUUGUUUUCGUAGUGCUAGCAACGGCAAAAAGUCCUCCCACAGUUCGUCCAAGCGCAAGAAGAACAACUCACCGGGUGACAAAAAUAGGCUGAUAAGCAGCGAUGGUGUUGCUGGUGGUGCUGGCAUUGGAUCGACGGGACCAACGGGGAUCAAUUUCGGACUUUCUUCGGGUGGUAGUGUUGUGACGGUAUCGGGCGCCGCGCUCGACGGACGAUGAUAGCAAUCGGUGGUGGGCGGGUUCCUUCUGGGACGGUCUUACUACUACUGUCACUACUGAAAUAGAGAUAGUAGGGAGUUGUGUGCAUCAUCGUAUCGUAGGUUGUUAACCAAAUGAUGCAACAACAACAUCAAAAAUGUUUGUGAUCCACAAAGAGGAGGGUAGAAUGGGCCAUACUGCCGCAAACCAACCCAAAAGGCCAAAAGUCCAAGAAAAAAAAAAAAUAUGUAUUUGGGAGAAUACACCCCCAGCAUCAACGCAGGUUGUCGAGAGACACACGGACGGUGUGGUAGACCACAGUGGCGAGAGAUUAUUUAAGUGCCCCGUUCUUUUUCGUUUUUUUAACUUUCACUCAAUAGCGAAGCUAAAUCAUCGAUCAUUACUCUUCUAGGAUUAGUCAGACUACGUUGUGUUACUAGUAUCGUUAUUAAUAGUUCUACAUUCUCUUACACUCCGGUUUAACGCGUACUGCCCCGUACACAAUCACUUUCACAUCGACAUUUCGAUGUCCAAUGCCCGGCAUGCUGAUGGUCUGUACGUUUUCCGACUGUUGUGGACUCUUCGUUUUUCUGUGUUCGAUAGGAUCUUCCUUACGUCCAGCUGGUGGGGCCCCCUUCACCCGCUGGGAAGCAUUGGACGCUUCAAAACACUAGCGCACGUUGGUUGCCGCAUGAUGAGUAUUAAAAAAAGAGAAAAAAGCAAACACAAACAUCGGUUUGUUGCUAGUUUGGAUGGUCGAAUUGUGCCUUUCCGAAAAAAAAAUCGAACUGAACAAAAAAAAAAAAAAAUCGUCAUGCUCAUUUUCUUAUGCUUUCUAUUCAAAACGAUCGCGUUUCAGUUCCGUGGCACGGGUUGUUUUGAUCGUGGUCAUCUAACUUCUUGCCUCCUUGGAAACAAAUUUUCAAUUAAUAAUGUUUCCAACGUGCCCAAUAGGAGAGGCACGUGUAUGAAUGAAUGAAUUAUGGGUCUGUGUCCCACCAAACACAUCCCUUUCCGUGAUGUAAACAUAAACAUCUCUGCCCAUGCACCUAGCUCUGGAAGGAGUGAGAAUGUGGAAGAGGCGGAACUGGAGGAUACGUAACGGUUGCGAUAUUGGUAGAGAACCUCACACGUAGUGUCUAGCUAGGGGCAAUGAAAAUUAUAACAAAUCGAAAAAAAAGAAACUAGAAUCAUAGGCAGCACGAAUGGCUAUGUGGAAGCAUUAAAAAUGUUAAAUCCAUGAGAAUCAGGAUACAGUUUAUAGGAAAAAGAAGUAUAAAAAAGCAAACAAAAAGAAAGUCCUACGAAAUAGCGAAACCAGUGGAGAAAUAGUUUUCCGCUCACAAGGUUCGAUUUACACAUGAGAUAAUACGAUAGUAAUAGUAGGAGUAGUUGGAAAAAGUCACAAAAAAGAUAGCGAUUUUUUCAGUUUAGUCAGCAACAUUUCCUAUCGUUUUGACUUUUCAAUGAGCAAUGAAUUGCGGGAAAGCACACGCAAGGAAAAAGCACUGUGAGAAGAAAAAAAAAAGAAAAAUGAACAAAUUGGGAGUUAAAAAAAAUGAUUUGCAGCAAAAUCAUCAUACAGCAAUUCAUUGCCAAUCAUCAUCAUCAU
Molecule: messenger RNA, 6443 nt
Organism: Anopheles coustani
Lineage: Eukaryota; Metazoa; Arthropoda; Insecta; Diptera; Culicidae
Product: non-canonical poly(A) RNA polymerase protein Trf4-1-like
Exons: 7
Coding region: 1718-4852 (1044 amino acids)
Biological process (GO): RNA 3'-end processing
Cellular component (GO): TRAMP complex; nucleolus
Molecular function (GO): poly(A) RNA polymerase activity; mRNA binding
Source: RefSeq, a predicted model, not a curated record